AUGAUUUUCCCCGGAUUGUUCCUAGGACAGGCUCUCAUCUUCACUACCAUGGAGAGUUAUUCUUGCGAUGCUUGCUCUGGGAGCCUGUCCCCAGAUAUCCACCUAAGCUGGCCCUCAAGGACAGGGUGUCAAAACUCAUUCUGUGCAUAUGACGAUGGUUACAGUUCUAUAGUGUGCGAGUGCCGCCCCAAUUUAAAUCUGCCAUUAUUUAAUUUUGCAUUACAUGAAUAUUCCCUAGAAGUUCUCCUAGGAAUUAAUUGUAUGAUUCCAGGUGUUAAAGAUCUAAAUUUCGAAACAAUAUUGGAUUGGACAGAUCCUCCAGCCUGUUUUACAGGCAAGUUUAAAGAGAUCCACAGCCAAUUUGCCGUCUCUCUGGCCUCCCCACGACCCCCUCCUCCUUGCUCCUCUUUCUUUCUCUCCACCCCUAGAGAGAAGCCCCCUGCCCCAUCCCCGCUUGGGGAAGGAAGAUGGGGGUGCCCCGAAGCCCCUCUCCCAUUUGCCACCUUCUUCAGACGCCCCUCAUUCUUGGGGUUUGACACAGAGGGUCGGAGACGAAAACCCCCAGCCUCUCACCUGCUUGGGACUGGAGGUGAGGUGGUCACACCGAAAAAGGACGCCUCGGACACUCAGGAAAGCAAGGCAGAGGAAUGGGGAAUUCCCAGGGACUUGAAACACUCAGUUGCAACAUCGGGAGGAGAGGGGCAGCAUUAUUGCAAAAGCUCCAUGUUAAAGAAAACCUGCAUUAAUCACGCCUCCUGGAAGCAGACAAACCCCAGGCAGAAAAGAAGGUCCUCAGACAGACACCUGGCCCUGGGCUCCCAGAAUAACACAUGACCAUCAUGCAUUAGCCCAAUCAGAGGAAAUGUAACAUAGCUGGGCCAAGCGGAUCUGGAAUGGGACAAGAUGAUUGCCGUCUCCUGUUGAAAACUCUAGAGUGAGCCACCUUUUCCAUCUGAGCUGUUUGGCUUGGGAGUCUUUUUAAAAACUAUCAGGGACUAAAUUGCAUCUGAAGAGCUAUUUCCAUGAUAGAGGCAAGCAGUUUCUCAGCAACCAAAGUAUUU
Messenger RNA from Tachyglossus aculeatus (Australian echidna), 1061 nucleotides. RefSeq lists its product as uncharacterized. The coding region runs from base 1 to 834 and encodes 277 amino acids. The transcript is spliced from 8 exons. NCBI's taxonomy places the organism in Eukaryota, Metazoa, Chordata, Mammalia, Monotremata, Tachyglossidae. The record is from RefSeq and is a predicted model, not a curated record.